AUGCAUCUGAAGCCUGUUGCCCUUAUGGCUGUACUUGCAGCGCAUAGAGCGGCCACUCCAACAGAGACAACGAAUGAAAGAAUGAGUGCUGCCUACGAUUACGCGGCAAAUGAAUACUCGCUGGAUGGCGCCUCGGCUGUAAUGAAAGCCGAUAUGAAGAAGGGGACGUGCUAUAUCGAUUUCAACAUCUCUGGAGCUGGUUGCACCACGGUGAUGAAACACGGCGGUCUCACUGAGUAUACGGACACUAUCGCGCAAAAUGUUGACAAUCUCUGCGGCUCCGCUACUGGCGUCAUGUUCUACAGAGAUUACAAAGAUGGCUUUGUCGACUACUUCGAGGGCCAUUUCUACUUCGUCAACCAGCAGAGUCAAGGCGUGGUCGUCGACUUUGACCAUGAUGGAUAUGCAUCCGUCCACCGUGAUGGAGUUCUGCACAUUGAAACCGAUACUAUGGGAAAGCUGGGAAAGACUAACCGUGCGAUCCCACGGUUCUAA
Messenger RNA from Penicillium alfredii, 495 nucleotides. RefSeq lists its product as uncharacterized. NCBI's taxonomy places the organism in Eukaryota, Fungi, Ascomycota, Eurotiomycetes, Eurotiales, Aspergillaceae. The coding region runs from base 1 to 495 and encodes 164 amino acids. The transcript is spliced from 2 exons. The record is from RefSeq and is a predicted model, not a curated record.